CCGGAGUGUAGUGCGCGCCGGAAGUACGUCACCCGCACGCUGGGUAGUCACGGCAGCUUUACGUGGUGAGGGCGGAAGUUUUUGUUUUCCAGAAGAAAGAUGGCGGCCGAGGCGAAUGAAGUGGAUGAGAAGAUAGAGGAGUCUCAGGAGGACGAUGAACCAUCUACAUCCACCGAGGAUCUGGCAGCACAGAAACGAGAGGAGCGGCUGAGGAAAUUCCGGGAACUGCACCUGAAAAGGAAUGAAGCGCGAAAACUUAAUCACCAGGAAGUGGUGGAGGAGGACAAGAGGCAGAAGUUACCGAGCAACUGGGAGGCACGGAAAGCUCGACUGGAGUGGGAGCUGAAGGAGGAGGAGAAGAAGAAGGAAUGUGCCGCCAAUGGGGUGGAUUACAAAAGAGCAAAACUACUGGAGAUCAGCGCAGAAGAUGCCGAGCGGUGGGAGAGGAAGAAGAAGAAAAGAAACCCAGAUGUGGGAUUCUCAGAUUAUGCGGCUGCACAACUGCGACAGUACCAGAGAUUGACCAAACAGAUCCGACCUGACAUGGAGGAGUACGAGAGAGAGAGAGAGAAACAAGGUGAAAGCUUCUACCCCACAUGUGACAGUCUGUAUCAUGGAACACAUGUCCCGUCCAAGGAUGGCGUGGACAGAAUGGUGUCAGACCUGGAGAAACAGAUUGAGAAGCGCGAGAAGUACAGUCGCCGACGCGCCUACAACGACGAUGCCGACAUCGACUACAUCAACGAGAGGAACGCCAAGUUCAACAAGAAGGCAGAGAGGUUUUAUGGGAAGUACACGGCCGAGAUCAAGCAGAACCUGGAGAGAGGCACCGCUGUCUAGAUGGUUGUUGUCCUCCCGCGGCUGAGACACUCUGUAUUUGUGUCUUGUGUUUUAUAUGUCUUCUAGAAUGUUCUGCUUUGUACAUACGGUAAAGAUUGUCCAUAAUAAAUGUGUUACUGGGG
Hyla sarda is the source of this 962-nucleotide messenger RNA. It is a transcript of the gene SYF2, whose product is annotated as SYF2 pre-mRNA splicing factor. The coding region runs from base 100 to 840 and encodes 246 amino acids. The record is from RefSeq and is a predicted model, not a curated record. Gene Ontology annotation, cellular component: catalytic step 2 spliceosome; post-mRNA release spliceosomal complex; Prp19 complex. Lineage: Eukaryota; Metazoa; Chordata; Amphibia; Anura; Hylidae. The transcript is spliced from 7 exons.